AGCCAAAACAGCGUGGGGAGCACACGAUGAUGAUUAUUCAUGCAUCAUACAGGGCGCCUGAAGAUCGUGACGGCAAGUGUCGGGGAUGGCCGAUGGCGCACGGAUAGCUGGAGCGCUGAAGCAACGUUUUGAUCGACGGUCGGUUGGAGAGCCCCCACGUGCACUCACUGUUCGUCUAUGCCUCUCUCUGCUGCGUCUUACUCCUUUGUCCCCCCGCCGUAGGCCAUGCUGUUUUGAGCUCCCGCUGCGCAGUGUUUUACUCCGGGUGGGAUGUGAAGUUGGACGUGCUGUUGCCGCAUGCUCUCCUCGUCGCCCGCAUCUCGGCUCGCAAUUGUGGUGACUGGCUGCACUGAUGAAUGCUGAUCGGUGUCCCCCGUUUGUG
This is a messenger RNA of Cutaneotrichosporon oleaginosum, 382 nucleotides long. RefSeq lists its product as uncharacterized. The record is from RefSeq and is a predicted model, not a curated record. Lineage: Eukaryota; Fungi; Basidiomycota; Tremellomycetes; Trichosporonales; Trichosporonaceae.